GAGAGCAAAUUGUUUGGGAUGCCGGCAUAGAAUACUUGUGUGAUUCUAUGGAUUAUAUUAGGGAGACACAAUAUUGUGUGAACUUGAAUGGAGUCGUACGAGUUUAAUGCGAAAUAAAAUUUAGACUCACCAGUUUUGUGCGGACAACCGUUAAGGAAGGAUACCAGAGGCGGGUUGUUGGAACUCUACGGCAAAUCGCCUCUCACAUUUCAGUGAAGCCACACAAGACGAUGAUAGUGACGUGUUAUUAAUAUUCUGUGCAGUAGAUUUUAAUUGUGUUUAUGUGGAUUUUUCUGUAGCUCUUAGUGGAUAUUUUUAUUGAUUUUCUGACCUCAGUCUCGUGGUGUCCAAUUAGGUCAACUCCAGCCAACUGAUGGAUAGCAAAGCAUCACGGAAGGCAUCCACUCACAGCAAUGAGGACACGGAGAAUGCGAAGAGCGUCUCUGGGGGCGAGGAGGUGGCCCUCAAGGCCAAGAUGAGCCUCCUGAACGGCGUCACUGUGAUUGUGGGCUCGAUCAUCGGCUCGGGCAUUUUUGUGUCUCCCACAGGAGUCCUCAAGUACACAGGCAGUGUCAACAUGGCUCUCAUCGUCUGGACUAUCUCCGGUGUAUUUUCCAUGGUUGGUGCGUACUGCUAUGCAGAGUUGGGAACAAUGAUAACAAAGUCUGGCGCGGACUAUGCGUACAUCAUGGAGACUUUUGGGCCCUUCAUGGCCUUCAUCAGGCUCUGGAUAGAGUGCAUGAUUGUGCGACCCUGCUCGCAAGCCAUCGUGGCGCUCACUUUCAGUGUCUACGUCAUGAAGCCCUUCUUCCCGGACUGCCAGCCUCCGGAGGAGUCAGCCCGGAUGCUGGCCGUGUGCUGCAUUGUUGUAUUGACUUUCGUAAACUGCUGGGAUGUUAAAUGGGCUACAAAAGUUCAGGAUGUCUUCACAUUUGCCAAAUUAUUGGCUCUGUUUGUCAUCAUAUUUGUGGGUGCCUACUUGCUGUUUACAGGACAUGUUGAAUAUUUUACCUUCGAGAACACACAAGGCGACGUGGCUUCUAUAGCCCUAUCUUUUUACUCGGGCCUAUUCGCCUACAAUGGAUGGAACUAUCUGAAUUUUAUCAUUGAAGAACUCAAGGAUCCCAUCAAGAAUCUCCCGCGUGCCAUUGCAAUCUCAUGCACUCUCGUGACCGUGGUCUAUGUCCUGGCCAAUGCUUCCUUCUACACCAUCCUCUCACCUGAAGAGGUGUUGGGAUCUGAAGCCGUGGCUGUGACUUUUGCCGACAGAAUCUUCGGAAGCAUGGCCUGGACGAUCCCUGUAUUUGUCGCCCUGUCCACCUUUGGAGCUGUCAACGGUAUCCUUCUGACGUCCUCGCGACUGUUUUACGCAGGGGCUUGUGAAGGACAGAUGCCCGAAAUACUCACAAUGAUCCAGAUUCACCGAAUGACGCCCACGCCGGCAGUCCUCAUCAUGGCUCUUCUCUCAAUGCUCUACCUGAUGUCUUCGGACAUCUUUGCUCUUAUCAACUACGUCGGCUUCGCCACAUGGUUGAGCAUAGGAGUGUCUGUCCUCUGCUUGCCAUGGCUCCGAUGGGCACAGCCUAAUCUUCCGAGACCAAUUAAAGUGAACCUCAUCUUCCCCGUUGUCUACCUAUUGGCCACGAUCUUCGUCACCGUUGUUCCUAUGUACGCCAGUCCAGUUGAGACCGGCUACGGCGUCCUUAUGAUCUCAUCAGGUAUUCCAGUCUAUUUAGUCUUCGUGUCAUGGAAGAACAAGCCAAAGUGGUUCCGAAAGCUAAUGGUGAGUAUUACUGGAUUCCUACAGAAAAUCUUGCUGGUCGUGGGUAAAAGGAGGCCAACUAAAAUUUAAUUGCCAAACGAAACUCAGAUGGUAGAUUUUAGUUUUUUCAAUUGACCAUUUUAAAUGAUUUUAAGUGAUAUUACAACUUGUUUUCUACAAUAAACAUUCCCAUGAAAAUAACCA
Messenger RNA from Phlebotomus argentipes, 1966 nucleotides. Its product is annotated as large neutral amino acids transporter small subunit 1. The transcript is spliced from 7 exons. Gene Ontology annotation, molecular function: L-amino acid transmembrane transporter activity. Bases 374 to 1852 code for a protein of 492 amino acids. Gene Ontology annotation, biological process: amino acid transmembrane transport. NCBI's taxonomy places the organism in Eukaryota, Metazoa, Arthropoda, Insecta, Diptera, Psychodidae. The record is from RefSeq and is a predicted model, not a curated record. Gene Ontology annotation, cellular component: membrane.